AUGGAGCGGAUAUAUUGUGUAUUUACAUGCCUAGAGCAAGACCGCAAAAAGAAUAAGAACUACAUAAAUAAUAACAAUAAUAAUGGUGAUGAAGAUGAAAAGAAGCUAAGGAUCUUCGUGUUUCAAGGAACAUAUAUAUUCUUUAUAGUUGUGAAUACAAAGAUUGAUUCCAUUUGGUAUGUAUGUAGACUCUGGAAUACACGCUGGGAGAAAGGCCGAAGAAGAAAAAUCAAAGUUUUUGGUGCCGGGUUCAAGGAUAAAGGAGAUUAUAAUAACUACGAACGAGAGGAGCAAGACGGUAGACAGUGCGCCACUGCAAAUAAAACGGUCUUACUUGUAUUGCGUAGUAUGCGCUUGAAUGGAUUACGUCACACAGCGGUCUCGGGUACUUUGGCGCUAGAGAUUUUAAGAGGUUAG
Cotesia congregata is the source of this 417-nucleotide messenger RNA. NCBI's taxonomy places the organism in Eukaryota, Metazoa, Arthropoda, Insecta, Hymenoptera, Braconidae. The record is from the annotation of a GenBank genome assembly.